Molecule: messenger RNA, 1267 nt
Organism: Ooceraea biroi (clonal raider ant)
Lineage: Eukaryota; Metazoa; Arthropoda; Insecta; Hymenoptera; Formicidae
Gene: dbe
Product: KRR1 small subunit processome component homolog dbe
Cellular component (GO): small-subunit processome; nucleolus
Molecular function (GO): RNA binding
Source: RefSeq, a predicted model, not a curated record
UUAUGUGCGUAGAGCGCUACUGUAUUCUCGGCCGUAUUAUUUGUGCACGAAAAGAAUCAAUAAUAUAACCUACAAAACAGACCUCAAUCGCACGAGGAUGCCCAGAGCGAAGAAAAAGUCGAAAACAGAGAGGGCCGGGAUUGACAAUGCGUGGUCGUUAAAAAUCCCAGAGUUCAAGGAACAGGAUAACCCGCACCGUCUGCUGGAGGAAAGCUCGUUUGCCAGCAUGUUUCCCAAGUAUCGGGAGCAGUACUUGAAGGAACAUUGGCCAUUGGUGCAGAAGGCGUUGGUCGAGCACCACCUGAAAGCCGAGCUGGAUCUUCUCGAGGGUAGCAUGACAGUGAAAACCACGAGGAAGACCUGGGAUCCGUACAUCAUCGUCAAGGCACGUGACAUGAUCAAGCUCAUGGCUCGCUCAGUUCCCUUCGAACAGGCGAUGCGAGUUCUUCAGGACGACGUUGGCGCGGAUGUUGUGAAGAUCUCGUCACUCGUCAGGAACAAGGAGAAGUUCAUCAAGAGGAGGCAACGGCUUAUUGGACCAAAUGGAUGUAACUUAAAAUCCCUUGAGCUGCUCACUAACUGCUACAUCGUGGUCCAGGGCCAAACUGUAUCGGCAUUGGGUCCAUACAGGGGUCUGCAGCAAGUGAGAAAGAUAGUAGAGGAUACCAUGAACAAUAUUCACCCAGUUUAUAGCCUCAAGGCGUUGAUGAUCAAAAGAGAGCUCGCCAAAAAUCCGAAUCUGAAGAACGAGGAUUGGGAGCGAUAUCUUCCCAAGUAUAACAGUAAGAACACAAGUAAGCGCAAAGAGCCGAAGAAGAAGAAGGAGAAGAAACCAUACACGCCAUUCCCGCCGCCUCAGCAGGAGAGUAAGCUCGACAAGGAGAUGGCGUCUGGUGAAUACUUCUUGAAAGAGGAACAGAAGAGAGCGAAGAGGAAGAAGGAACAAGAGGCCAGGCACGAAGAGGCGACCAAGAGAAGGCAGGAGCGCAGGGCACAGGCGUUUGUGCCACCUGAAGAGAAACCUGUUGAAAGUAAAGUUACGGACAGUGAUAUGGACAUUGAGGAAAUAAAGAAAAAAAUUCAGAAAGGACUGAAGAAACGUAAAACAGAGUGACGACGUCAAAGUGCAACAUAAGAUGGACAUUUCUUAUAAAUAUAAUUAUUCAUGUUAAUAAGUACAUACCAUGAAUGAUAUGUAAAGUGUUGUGCGAAAGAAUGACUCCUGUUAAUAAAUUUACGGGAAUAGUCCGUUAUUUUAUUAGAAAAA